Messenger RNA from Panicum virgatum (switchgrass), 1881 nucleotides. RefSeq names its product FHA domain-containing protein FHA2-like. The transcript has 4 exons. NCBI's taxonomy places the organism in Eukaryota, Viridiplantae, Streptophyta, Magnoliopsida, Poales, Poaceae. Gene Ontology annotation, molecular function: sequence-specific DNA binding; protein binding. Bases 682 to 1650 code for a protein of 322 amino acids. Gene Ontology annotation, biological process: regulation of ribosomal protein gene transcription by RNA polymerase II. Gene Ontology annotation, cellular component: nucleus. The record is from RefSeq and is a predicted model, not a curated record.
GGGAUGGAUUUGGGUGGGUGGGUUGGCGUGACAGCAAUCUGACGGCCGUGCGGGUGGGAGCGGCUGGAUCGGACUCCACACCGCGGCGCCCUCACCUUGCUUGUUUGCCCUGCCCCUGCUUGCAUCAUCAGCUUGCUUAGCCUUCCUGCACCGCUGUGCCUGCUUCAAGGGGGCUGGCGCCAGAGCUCAUGGUCAUGGGGAUAGGGGUUGGGUCUCUGGAAGCGGCACUGGUGGAGGAAAAGAGAGUGAGCGGCGAGAGAGGCGCUACCUCAGGUCCACCUCCCUUCGCCACCGCUCUUGUUUGCUAUGAACACGCGCGGCACGCUUCAUUUGGAAAGAGAAAGAGGGAGGCAGUUUUGGUCUGCUGGUUUUGGCAUUUAGGGUGAAAAGGAGGAUGCAACGAUUAAAGGAAGUAGCCGAGAAGUAACGGAAAAGGCAAGAAAAGUUGGAUUUAACAUGCUGAGAGGGUGCAGAGAAUUGGGGAAUUGAGCUACAACUCGAGAUAGAUCUGGGGAGAAGCGAUCUCCUUUCGUCGUCAUACCUCCUUGCCUCCGCGGCCGCCGGCGCCGGCGCCGGUUGCCCAUCCCCGCCAGGGAUUCGUAGGCUUCUCCGUGAUCGUGGAGUUCUUCGGUGGGAUCACGAGCUCGGCUGUUUUUGCUGCCUAUUGAAGGAAUACUGAAGAUGGCAGCCCCAAAUUCUUCAGCGGUAUCAGUUGAUCGUGAUCAUAUAUUGCCUGGUUUUCCCCAGCCUGGUUUUGCCAAGCUUCAGGGUAAAGAUUUUGAGUACUUUAUACAGAAAUAUUCAAUCAUCUUGGGGCGCAAUACUAAAACAUGCAAAGUAGAUUUGGAUCUUUCUGAAUUUGGUGGGGGCAGAGGCCCACGUGUUUCCCGUCAUCAUGCACGUAUAUUCUAUGAUUUUGAUCGCCACCAUUUUGCCCUUGAAGUUCUUGGCAAAAAUGGAUGCAGCAUCGGGAAUUUCUCUUAUCUCCCAGGUUGUGAUCCAAUUAAACUGGAAUCCCAGAACCUCAUUGAGAUUGCUGGCAGAAAAUUCUACUUUCUCCUAGCAAUUCGCUCUGUUGCUGCCACUCUUGCUGCUUGGGGUGCUCAUGCUUCCUCGGUGCCCCAAUCAUCAUCCUUGAUGCUUCCUGAUGGCCCUGGGCAUUCCUAUGCUGAUGUUUAUGGCCGUAGCAAUGGUGAAAAUGGGGUGAGGCAAAGCGGGAGGUUCUCUGGAGAACUGGACAUCUCUAACAGCGAUAGCAUUACUGCUGAUCCAGCUGUAACAGAUGGUGAAUCUGAGAAUGAUACAGAGGAUCAACAACUCCUGGAUGAAGAGAAAGAUAUCGUGUCAUCUCUUGUACUCCUGAUACCUGACAUAUGUAGUCCUGGAGAAUGGCUGCCUAUGGAGAAACUCCAUUCAGAGCUUCUUGAACGCUUUGGUAAUAACUGGCCUAGUGCCAGGGUCAGGAGGUACCUGCAACAACAAGACGGCUCAGUCUCAUCAACUGAAACAGAAGGCAGGCCGUGGUGCAGCCUAUUGCCACUACUGAGGAAGUAUCCAGAUGAUUUUGUCCUGAGCUCAGUGACCAGAGGGGAAGUAACAACAGAGUAUGUUGGGUUGGUAUCCCUAGUGUCUUUGGGGAAUGGACCAUGAACCUUAAAACCAUUCUCUGCAUUCUGAUGCUGCUCAGGCCAGCAUCAGCCUUUGUUCUAAAGAAACAGGGACAUGUCGCUGUUUGUAUCCGAAGCUCAUGUUGUAGGGGCUAUCAUGAUGGUAUUGUAAACCUGUGCACCUUCGUUGUGGGUAUCUUUAGGAUUUGAUAUGUGCACUCCAUUGCAACAAUUUGCAAACUUUCUUUCGACAGAAUUGGUUGUGUUUGGACAA